Messenger RNA from Falco peregrinus (peregrine falcon), 3928 nucleotides. RefSeq names its product tyrosine 3-monooxygenase/tryptophan 5-monooxygenase activation protein gamma (gene YWHAG). Gene Ontology annotation, biological process: signal transduction. The coding region runs from base 359 to 1039 and encodes 226 amino acids. The transcript is spliced from 2 exons. Gene Ontology annotation, cellular component: cytoplasm. Gene Ontology annotation, molecular function: protein kinase C binding. Lineage: Eukaryota; Metazoa; Chordata; Aves; Falconiformes; Falconidae. The record is from RefSeq and is a predicted model, not a curated record.
GGUUCCCUGCUGCUCUGCAUCAGUAACGAGCCAGUCUUGUGGCUGGGCUGGUUGGAAGGGAAGAAGCAGAAAGGAAGGUGAAAAAGGUCGUUUGGGUUUGUGUUUCCCCCCCACCUCCUCCUCAGAACAGCAAAAAGACUUGCAUCUAUCAAGCCACGUGAGCGUGUGGGCUCGCUCUUUGUGCUUGGCUGUUCGUGCCACAUGCAAGACCUUGACUCCAUUUCAGCCGCAUGCAUCUGCCCACCCUCCCCUCCUGGUCUACGGGGGCACCAGGGUGAAACAAGGCUUGACAGUUGGCUGAGAUUUGUGGUGCAAGUUCUGCUUUUCUCUGCUGUCAACCAGGGAAGUAAACUCCACAAUGACUGAGCUUCCCAGGGAGCAGGUGACGGAGCUGAACGAGCCUCUGUCCAAUGAAGAGAGGAACCUGUUGUCUGUCGCCUACAAAAAUGUGGUGGGGGCUCGGCGCUCCUCUUGGCGAGUAAUUAGCAGCAUCGAGCAGAAGACCUCUGCCGAUGGGAACGAGAAGAAGAUAGAAAUGGUCCGGGCCUACCGUGAGAAGAUCGAGAAGGAGUUGGAAGCGGUGUGCCAGGAUGUGCUGAGCCUGCUGGACAACUACCUGAUCAAGAACUGCAGCGAGACGCAGUACGAGAGCAAAGUCUUCUACCUGAAGAUGAAAGGGGACUAUUACCGCUACCUGGCCGAAGUGGCCACCGGUGAGAAGAGGGCGACCGUGGUGGAGUCUUCGGAGAAAGCCUAUAGCGAAGCCCAUGAGAUCAGCAAGGAGCACAUGCAGCCGACCCACCCCAUCCGGCUCGGGCUGGCGCUUAACUACUCGGUUUUCUACUAUGAGAUCCAGAACGCGCCGGAGCAGGCCUGCCACCUGGCCAAGACGGCCUUCGACGACGCCAUUGCCGAGCUGGACACCCUCAACGAGGACUCCUACAAGGACUCAACGCUCAUCAUGCAGCUCCUCCGCGACAACCUAACGCUCUGGACGAGCGAUCAGCAAGAUGACGACGGCGGAGAAGGCAACAACUAGACCCCCCCGAUGGACUGGCAGCCGCACGCUGAUGCUAACUACUGCAGUCUUUAUUUUUUUCCCACGAGUGGGGGGGGGGGUCAGGGGUGGGGGAGGGAAAGGGAGGGGACACCUUCCCAGGGAGGCCCCCCACAACCUGUCUUUGAUUGCCUCGUUGACAUUUUUGCCAAAACACCACUAGUGGAAGUCAGGCUGGCUGUGCUGGUAUGGAAUAGCAGCCUCACUGGCAUAUGGACUGUUCUGUAGAUUAUUAAUACAAGUGGAGCUGUCUUUAAUUUAACUUUAUUGCUAGAAAUAAAAGGGUUUUAAGAUGAAUUCGCGUGGAUGGAAUGGCCCUCGUUUUUAAGGAAAGCAACGCAAAAAAAAAAAAAAAAAAGGGAGUUCUGUGGUUCCAGUAAGGCUUCGUGCGUUUGUUUCUUCAGUCCAAGUGCCGUGUGUCCAUACCACGUCGCGGGGCGUCUCUCUGCAGCGCUCUGCCUGGCAGGGCAUAGCUUAAAAUCCCCAAAUUUAGAAGGAAUUAAAAAAAAAAACCAACCAACCAAACCACAACCUAAAGAAUUUGGGGCUUGCAAAGCCCCGGGAUUUAGGCCAUCCAAUCUUCUUUUUUUUUUUUUUUUUUCUUUUUUUUUCCUCUUUUGAUUAAGAUAUUUAUUAGGGUAGCUUACAGUAUUAACACUAAAUUGCAGUUUACAGUAUUUCUACAUUACAGCCAUAUGACAUCAAGCCUUUGAUUGUCUGUUUUUUGGUUUUUUUCUUUUGCUAGUUCUUUUGGCUUGCCUUCCUGAUCAGUCCUCGCCUGUGGACUGGCUUUAGCUAUUCUGUGUCGCCCAAGGCAAGAAGACCGCCCGCCCGAGGAACAUCAAAGCUGCUCUAGUUUUUUGGUCAACAGCUUAACAGGUGCUUGGCUAGCGGCUGUUUCAACUAUUUUAAGUCCACAGCAAAAGGUUUAAGAACUUCAUUAAUUAGACAAGGGGGAAGUGUUUCAACUUAAAAUGCCACUUAAAUAAAUAAUAAAAAAAAAUAAAAAAAAUAAAAUAAAUAAUAAUAAUAAUAAAAAAAAAAGAGCAUUCAGGUCUGUAUGUCAUGUACUGUGUUUGGUAUUUCAAAAGACCAUCCUGAUUUAAGGUGCCACAGCUGCUUCCUCAGGGAUUGCACUGCCAUUUCACUCUGCCUGACUUUCUCCCACUGUACCAUGAGGUUUGUCAGCAGAUCUCCGGCACCCAGGCUCCCUUGUUUGUCACCAGGGAAGCCAGGUGCGUUUUCCUUUCUCCUGGGGAAGCUUGUGGUGUAAUGAGUGAACUUCAGGAGCUUAGAAACUAAUUUGGUAGAGAAAUCCUCAAGGGAAGAGCUACAAUCAUAGACAUUUCUAUCAACCAUCGGGAGCCCAGGAACUUAGUUCUCUUCUUGGCAAAAUCCUUUCCAAGUCCAUCUGAUCUGGCAGGGGGUGGGAGAUGGGGCAUCUGAGUUGCUUAGCAGGUAAUACUUACCCCAUUUUGAGUAAAUUUAUUUUUUAAUUUCUAUUUUUACAUCGUUGUUGGAAGUUCACUGCUGUUCUCUGGCUCGCGGAGUGCUGUGCCACGUAGCUUUUCACCUAAAGCUGCACAGUAAGGAAAAAUCGCACUUGUGCUUUUUUUUUUUUUUUUUUUGGAAAACAGGCUUUCAUUGUCCCUUUUGAGAGUCAGUCCGCGAACAGCGCGUCGUGGCGUUGCACACACGGUACAGCCGCUCCUGCUGGUGGGUUGCAUGGAGAGAUGUCUCCAGCUCUAUCCUAUCUCCUCAGGGAGCAGCAGAGCCGAGGCCGGUGCUCGGCCUCCGGGUAUUGCCCUGGCGUUGCUGGCAAAGCUGUUGGGUUUUGACCGGGAUGCCUUCGCACGCAAAGUCUUGCCCAGCCUCGCCGGUGGCGAGCGAGCAAGCGCAGCCGCCGGGUGGACGGUGUGCAGCGUCCUGUGGCGAGAUGCUCGCGGUGCCGGUACGUGCCGUGGACUGGAAGAUCGCUUUAGGCUUCUUACCUUCCUUUGAUUGACCCUCGUGUCCCCUGAGCAGUGUUGUCCCAGCUGUAUAAUUUGGAAGUGAAUUUACUGGAAUUACAAAACCUAGCUUUUUUUUUUUUUUUUUUUUUCCUUCUUUUUUUUCUUUUUGGCUUUUGCUCUGGCUGCUUUAGGAAACUUUGCAGGAGAGAUGGCACAAGAGGGCUAAAAACAGAGUGGGGGUCAGGGACUUGAUUUUUAAGCAGCUUGAAUGGUUUCUUUUGUUUUUUAAGAGGUGCACUUGCCUAUGAUACUGUCUCUCCAGUGAAAUGAUUACUGCUCCAUUACUCUAUUGAUACAAUAUUGUGCAUGCUAGUGUCGUAUUUCUAUACAGUAGCUUGAAAUUUAUUAACUUAUACUGUAGAUGUUAUGUAUUCCUAUGACAAAAUAGUCUUCAAAAAUUUUUUAAAGUUUUUUAAUUUAUUUUUUUUUCUUUUGGGGGUAAAGUUUGCUCUACCAAAUAGUGAUCGUAACAAACUGAUCUGUUAUGGAUGUUGCUAUAGUGACAUGCAAUUAUAUAUGAUUUUGUUUUUAAAAAGGAAAAAAAAGCAAAAGAAAACACCAGUGUUAGCUUAAUCUUAAUGUCUGGUGUUCGUCAUGGUGAAAUUAUAACUAUUACAGUGUAGGAGAACAAUGACUGUGUUCUUUGAAUGAGCCUUUGUUUGUGCUUUUUGUCAUGUUAUGCAGUGAACUAUUUUUAAGGUCUAAUCAGUGAUUAUUUUUCCAACUCCGUGUUUCUGUAAGGAAUUAUUUCACACACGGACCAUUCUUAGCAGUUUUUCCUCAGUGAUGGAAUAUCAUGAAUGUGAGUCAUUAUGUAGCCGUCGUACAUUGAGCAAAUAAACUUACAGAUCUGACGUCA